CGGUAGUAAAAGUGUCUGGGUCACAGAGGAGAGGAGCAGGUUCAGGAAGAAAAAACUUUAUCUUCUAAGGUUUCUGGAGGCAGCUGCUGUGUUUUGUCAGAGACGGGGGUUUCAGUUGCAGUCUAAAAAUCAGUCUAAAAUCAGCGAGGCAUACUUUUAUUUUGAAACGAUGCCGGCAAGGAAGUGACUUUUAUUUGACUUUAAUGGAGCUGAAGCAGAAGCAUGGAGAUGCUGUGGUGCUGAGAGCGCUGUACUGCAGUGUUACAGGGUUUUAAUGGUCUAAUAUUCUGGACUAUAGGUUUAUCAUGGCCGCGUCUGGCUGUCAGAAGUUGAGUCGAGUCCUGCAGCUGCUCAGAUUAGCUGCGGUAAAGCCCGGGGUUUUCUCCAGGAGGCAGACUGCGCAGUCUGCAGACACACCGAGCUCUACUGGACCGCUGUAUGUCAGACACUGCUCUACUGCUGCACUGCUGAGACACACCUGCAGACACCUGAGACUCCAGCGAGGCUUUCACACCACGACCUGGGCCCUGGCAGCGAGGAUUCUCAGUGUGGAGGAGAUCUUCUCCAUGCAGUCUUUACACAGAUACCUGAGGAAGGUGCAGACUGAGUAUAGAGACUGCCUGCACUCUCUGAACACUGGAGAUUCUCAGAUAGAUGAAGAGGAGUUGCGAGGAAAAAGGGAGAGACUGUCUGUUUUGGAUCCUCUGGUCCAAAGAAUUACAGAAUUAGAAGAAAAACAGAAGGAGCUCGAGGAAACAGAGGCUUUACUAAAAGAAAAUGAUGCUGAUCUGCAUGAACUCGCGCAGACUGAGAAGGAGAACUGUCUAACCACUAUUCAAGAAAUCAAACAACAGAUUAUCUCUGCUCUGAUCCCCGAGGAGGAGUCAGAUAUGAGUGACCUGGUCCUAGAAGUCACUGCUGGAAUUGGUGGUCAAGAGGCUAUGCUUUUUACUGCUGAGAUAUUCACCAUGUACCAGAACUUUGCUUCUUUCCAUGGCUGGGGCUUUGAAAUUCUGGAGUUUAUGUCAAGUGAUAUUGGAGGAGUAAGGCAUGCCACAGCCAGUAUAAGUGGUCCACUCAGCUACAAGAAGAUGAAGUUUGAAGCAGGGGUACAUCGUGUCCAGAGGGUUCCAAAGACAGAAAAGCAAGGCCGGAUGCACACAAGCACUAUGACAGUGGCUAUACUUCCCCAGCCAGCUGAGAUCUCUUUUACAAUUAACCCUAAAGACCUGAGGAUUGAAACAAAGAGAGCCAGUGGGGCUGGAGGACAACAUGUCAACACAACCAACAGUGCUGUGAGGAUUGUACACUUACCAACAGGCAUUGUCUCUGAGUCUCAACAAGAGCGUUCGCAAAUCAUAAACAAGGAGAAGGCCAUGAAGGUGCUGUUGGCCAAACUCUACAGUGCAAAGCUGGAGGAGGAGACCAGUAAGCGCCUCCAGGCCCGCAAACUACAGAUUGGCACCAAGGGCCGAUCAGAAAAAAUCAGGACCUACAACUUCUGCCAGGACAGAAUCACUGACCACCGGAUUGGGAAAACCCUGCAUGACUUGGAUGCAUUUUUAUUAGGGGAGGAUCUGCUGGAUGAGAUGAGUUCAUCUCUGCAGCAGUUUUAUGACCAAGAGGCUCUCAUGGACUUUUUGGAGGACAACAACACAGAUUAAUCAGUGUGACUGAUAUUAUUUAAAAAAUGAGUAAUAAACAUCUUUUUGAUGAGAA
This is a messenger RNA of Astyanax mexicanus (Mexican tetra), 1719 nucleotides long. It is a transcript of the gene mtrf1l, whose product is annotated as mitochondrial translational release factor 1-like. Lineage: Eukaryota; Metazoa; Chordata; Actinopteri; Characiformes; Acestrorhamphidae. The record is from RefSeq and is a predicted model, not a curated record. The transcript has 7 exons. Gene Ontology annotation, molecular function: translation release factor activity. The coding region runs from base 306 to 1664 and encodes 452 amino acids. Gene Ontology annotation, biological process: translational termination.